Molecule: messenger RNA, 1626 nt
Organism: Alternaria rosae
Lineage: Eukaryota; Fungi; Ascomycota; Dothideomycetes; Pleosporales; Pleosporaceae
Product: benzoate 4-monooxygenase cytochrome P450
Exons: 3
Coding region: 1-1626 (541 amino acids)
Molecular function (GO): monooxygenase activity; iron ion binding; heme binding
Source: RefSeq, a predicted model, not a curated record
AUGGACCGCCUAUGGAAUCUCAUCCGUAGUAGCGCAUCGAAGGAAUUCGCUGUGUCUCUAUUCGGAAUAUGGGUACUGUGCUGGCUCGCCGUCGGUGUGUAUAGGGUGUAUUUCCAUCCUCUAGCCAACAUUCCUGGGCCAAAGUUGGCAGCAUUUACGUUUUGGUACGAAUUCUACUAUGAGAUCUAUCCGCACAAGUUCCAGUAUAUGUGGAAGAUCAAGCAGCUACAUGAAGAAUACGGUAGGCUAAGCACUGGUAUUUGCCUUCCCGAUCUGAUCAGAGCAACAGGCCCUAUCAUACGUAUCAACCCUCUCCAAGUUCAUAUACAUGACGCGGAUUACUUCGAGACCAUUUACGCAUCCGGCGCCAACCACAAGCGAGACCGUUGUAGUUGGUCGCAUCAUUCCGGUGCAAAGACUUGGGCAGGCGCUAUACUGGAGACGAUGGACCAUGACUUGCAUAAGCUGCGACGAAACGCCGUAUCGCCCUUCUUCAGCAAGCGCUCGGUCCAAGCUCUCGAAGGGCUUGUCGUGAACAACACCAAGAAGCUGGUGAACCGUUUCGCAGGCGAAAUGGACAAGACUGGACCUAAAGCCGGUGUCGUAAACCUCAACAACGCAUACGCUGCCUUCACCAUGGACAUCAUUUCCGAGUACUGUUUCGGAGAGUCGAUGAAAAGUCUAGAUCACGACGAGUAUGCCAAAGACUGGCUCAAAAUGAUGCACGAGGGCAUGCAGAUUGAGCCAUUCGCGCGCCAAUUCCCUACCAUCUUCAACUUCAUGUUAGAUCUUCCGCCGCAUAUUGUUGCGAAACUGGAUUCCGGGAUAGCCCAAUUGAAUGCCUUCAAUCUCAGUAUGCUGGGCAAGAUUAAACGGAUCAUGAAUCGUGAGGACGGUGACGGCGACGCGAAGAACCUCAGGCGGACUAUAUUUCACGACAUACGAGAUGAUGUUGGUUGUAAACUUCCGGAGAAAGAGAAAGAGCCCAUGAGAUUGAUGGCGGAUGCCAGUGUUAUCCUUGGUGCGGGGACAGAGACGACGGCAAGGACUAUGGCGGUCACCACCUACUACCUGAUCAAGGACCCCGAGAUCGGAGAGAAGUUGAGAGAGGAACUAAAGAUCGUGAUGCCAACAGUGAACCACGAAGUCUCACUAUCUCAGCUGGAGGCUCUGCCAUACCUGACCGCAGUAAUAAACGAAGGACUCCGCUGCGCUCACGGCGUGUCCUCCCGCCAACCCCGCGUCCCCACCGGCGAAUCCCUUCAAUACGGCCCCUACACUAUCCCUCGCGGCACACCCGUAAUGCAAUCCUCCUACCUCCUGCACACCGACCCCUCCAUCUACCCCGACCCGCUCACUUUCCGUCCAGAGCGGUGGCUCGAUAACCCCAAACUCACGCGCUACUUCUUUGCUUUCGGACGUGGGAGUCGGAAUUGUCUGGGCAUGAAUCUAGCUACGUCGGAAUUGUACACGGGGCUUGCGAUGAUUUGGCGGAGGUUUAGGAUGGAAGUGAACGAUACAGUGGAGAGGAGGGAUGUAUUGACUACGAACGAUUGCUUUUUGGGUAUGCCGGAUUUGGGGAGUGAGGGGAUUCAGGUUAGGGUUGUUGGGGUGGUGGAGGGGUGA